This is a messenger RNA of Lactuca saligna, 327 nucleotides long. The record is from the annotation of a GenBank genome assembly. NCBI's taxonomy places the organism in Eukaryota, Viridiplantae, Streptophyta, Magnoliopsida, Asterales, Asteraceae.
AUGCAUAGGAAUGAAAAUUUCAACCCUUAUUUUUUCAAAAAAGAUAAUGCUCCAGAUUGUGUGAUGGGUGAGAAUAUAGGUCAUUGUAAACCUGUUGAUGUUGACAUGGCUGAGAAUGAAGCUGAAGAAGUUGAUGUUGCUGAUGAUUUGCCAAAUAUUUUCAAUGAAGAGCAACACUGGAAGGAGAAAAAACCUAUGAAAGGUAUGAGGCUUUGGGGGUCAUGGAUGAGUGACGAUCAGUCUUUCCAGAUCAAGUCUCUUGUAAAUGAGCAUAAUUGUGCUAGGAAUUUCAAUUUUGGCUCAUUUGCCACUUACAUAUGGAUAUGA